Molecule: messenger RNA, 2485 nt
Organism: Trichophyton rubrum CBS 118892
Lineage: Eukaryota; Fungi; Ascomycota; Eurotiomycetes; Onygenales; Arthrodermataceae
Exons: 5
Coding region: 38-2485 (815 amino acids)
Biological process (GO): DNA-templated transcription; regulation of DNA-templated transcription
Cellular component (GO): nucleus
Molecular function (GO): zinc ion binding; DNA-binding transcription factor activity, RNA polymerase II-specific; DNA binding
Source: RefSeq, a predicted model, not a curated record
AGACGUUGACGACGAGUGACGUUGAAAUUGAGUCGAGAUGGACGAGCCCGAGUACAAAAACGGCACAACCACCACCACCACCACAGGCAGCCCGAAGCCUAAGCGGACGGCCAGCGGCCAGAUGAAGCGCGUAUCGCGGGCCUGCUACAACUGCCGCCGCCGCAAGUCGAAGUGCGACCUGGACAGCAACGGCCGGCCCGGCCAGCCGCCCUGCAAACGGUGCCACAACGAGAACCUCAAGUGCGAGCUGGGGACGUCGAACCGCGGCGGGAAGCGCAUCAGGAACACCAUCAAGGCCUCAGCGGGCGCAUUGGGGGCUUCGUCUGCGGUGCCGCCGCCCGCGCGGCCGCCCGAGACGUCCAUCAGCCCUCAGAGCACCGAGAACUACAACCAGAGCAGAUACAUUAGCCCCUACAACGAGCACGACCGCUACGGCCCGUCGGAAGGGCACCGAGACACCUCGAUGGACGAUGACGAUGACGAGGACUCGACAGGCGAGAGCGCAAUCGGGUCGGGUGCGUUGCGGAAUCCCUCUGACGCCUGGCAGCGGCUCACCAACGUGGCCAAAAGGGGCACCGAGGCCCCCCGGCCAGAAGGUGGCAGCGGUGGGAGGGCGAACACCAACGGAGCUGGCGCGAGAAAGGGGAUAUUCGCCUACCGCCUGGUCGAGAACGAGGUGUUGACCCAUAGCCUGGUCAUGCAGCUCAUCACCCGCUAUGCAGACAACUACCACUGCUAUUUCCCCCUGGUGCCGCGCAAGUACUUCAACUCGGCCUGCCUCGACCAGUUUGCAGAGGAGAAGCACCUUCUUACCGCCGUGCUCACUGUGGCUUCCAAGGAUCUCACCAGCAUGCCCCAUGUACACCAGGGCUGUUCAAAGUACAUGCUCGAGCUAAUAUCAGGCAUCGCUGCCGGCGCUGACUGCGACGUGGAGGCCGUCGAGGCCCUCCUGAUACUGGCUGAGUGGGAGCCGCAGGGUCUCCGUCCUUCCAUCGAGCCCGUCGGACGUGGAGAGGAGGAUCGUGCGGCUUGGAUGCAUGUCGGAAUUGCUCUGAGAUCGGGCUACUUCCUGGGCUUGGACAAGACCUCCUUCCGCAACGACGCUGCCACGGGAGACACUCAGGCCGACAACCGCAAACGACUGGCCUGGGCGAGCUGUUAUGUAUCUGACAGGCUGAUAUCGGUACGUAUCGGACGGGCAUUCUGGUCUCGAGGCCCUGGGCCAAUGACUGGUCUGGUCAGCCAUGAUUUCCCGUCUCUGCAGCCUCAAUCGCCCCAUGACGAGGACUAUUCAAAAAUAUUCCAAGCCAUUCUCGACCUCACGCAGUUGUACGGAAACGUCCACGAUGUCCUGUACUCAGGCAUGCGGACAAGCAGGAACAUGAUGCUCAUGGGAGACUACGUAAAGUACAUUGAUGAUUUCCGAGUCGCUGUAUCAAGAUGGUACCGUCUAUGGGGGAAGAUGCCAUGUGCGUCGAAUCUCAAUGUGAUGCUCCAGAUGUCAUAUGAGUACCUGAAACUCUACAUCAACGCCUUUGCUUUCCAGGCUGCGAUCUCUCAGGCUCUGCACAAACCAAAGGGCGACGACUCCGUCAGCCAACGUGACCAUUUACGGGCUGCGUUCAGUAACGUUGCGUCUAUGCAGGAUUCACGGUUUAUAUAUGAAUCGGUGGAGGCAGCCAAAUCCUAUUUGACCAUAUUAACCAAUUACGUUGAUCCAGAGAGGCAUCUACAUUUCAUGCCCCUGAGAUUCUAUCUGUACGGCAUUUACGCUGCCGUCUUUUUAUACAAGGCACGCUCAUUCGGUGUCCUCAACCAGACAGAAGAGGCAACCGUCCAGAAGAUGAUUGACGAGACAAUAGAUCGGCUACGCAGAGCCAGUGCCAGUAACGAUGACGUUGGCUACCGCUAUGCUCGUCUCCUGGAGCUGCUCUGGAAAUCAAAGAACUCGGUCUCCAACCCUUCCAUUUCUGCGAUCACUAACGGCGUUAGCAGCAGUAACAAAACCUGCGGCAGUGCGAGCAACAACCACAGCAGCAACAACAACAAUAACAACAGCAGCAGCAAUAAUAAUAAUAAUAAUAAUAACAGCAGUUCCAUCUUCGCCAACACCAACACCGCCGCCAGCCCGAACGCCGUAAACAGCAAUAGCAGCAGCAACAACAACAACAGCAACAACAACAAUAGCACUGGCAUGAAUGUCAUGCAUGAAUCCCAGCCGUCCAACAGAAUACAACAUGAAGUCCCGGUGACCUGUCUCCCGGAACCGACUUACAUGCAGUUUAGCCCAGCGAAUGACUUUUCCUGGCUUGAUCUGGGAGCUGUUGGCGAUUUUGUAUCGGGCGAUUUGGUGCCAGCUGCUCCGCUACUGGGGUUAGACUCCUUUCAUACCCUAGACACGGGGUAUCAAGCUGAGAAUCAUGAUCAUGGACAGCAGGCUUGGCCACCUGGUGGUUCAGAAAUGAGUGAUGUGCUCCUGUUCUAG